Molecule: messenger RNA, 1502 nt
Organism: Aspergillus pseudotamarii
Lineage: Eukaryota; Fungi; Ascomycota; Eurotiomycetes; Eurotiales; Aspergillaceae
Product: 5'-methylthioadenosine/S-adenosylhomocysteine nucleosidase family protein
Exons: 1
Coding region: 207-1229 (340 amino acids)
Biological process (GO): nucleoside metabolic process
Molecular function (GO): catalytic activity
Source: RefSeq, a predicted model, not a curated record
UGCCAGAGCGCCUAGUUCGAGCCUGUGAUUGGCGAAACUUGGACAAGGCUGAGAGUUGUCGAGUAAAGGACAAAUCAGCCGCAUUUGACCAAAGACCUCAACACCCCGCCCAACAUCGUCUUAAUUUUGAUCAUCUUCACAGAAUCGAGAACCUUCACCGACUUGGAAUUCCCAGAUCUUUGAGAUAAACUUCAAAAUACCUGAAUAUGCGUCCCAAAAGCCGAUCCGAUUUCGCGGUAGCCAUCAUCUGCGCCCUGACUAUCGAGGCGGACGCGGUUGAGGCUUUUUUCGACGAAACCUACGACCGCUUGGGUAAGAUUUAUGGUAAACAGCCCGGGGACGCGAAUGCAUACAUUAAUGGCAGGAUUGGGAAGCAUGAUAUUGUUCUGUGCUAUUUACCGGGAAUGGGAAUUGGCAGCGCGGCUAGUGUGGCUUCGAGCCUCCGAGUCAGCUACACCGGAGUCCGACUGGCACUGGUGGUUGGCAUCUGUGGCGGAGCUCCCUACCUAUCAAGUGAUCAGAAUAUCUUUCUGGGCGAUGUCAUUGUGAGUGAUGCUGUGGUUGAAUAUGAUUUUGGCAAACAAUAUCCGGGUGGUUUCCAGCGGAAGACAGAUGUCAAGGAUAUUCUGGGACGACCUGACCGAGAAAUUCGGACUCACUUGGCUGGCCUGAAGGGAAGAAAAACACGCAUUGAAUUUCAAGACCAGAUGUAUCGGCAUCUGGGUAUGGUUCAGCAAUCAGAGCCACAAUGGCAGCACCCGAGAUAUGAGGAUAUCCUCUAUCAGGCGUCUUACCACCACAAACAUUACAGUCAAGGUUCAAGGGUUAACUGCUGUUGCUUUGAUGGUAGCAAUCCAGACAAUAUUUGCAGCGAGGCAUUGGAGGAAAGUUGCAAGGAGCUAGGGUGUGAUGAGAAACAAAUCAGUCGUCGCCGGGCCGGCACGGAAGCAGUCAAAGCAUCCGUGCAUAUUGGGAAAGUGGCAUCUGCCAAUACGGUAAUGAAGUCUGGGGAGCACCGCGACAAGAUAGUCAAAGCAGAGAGUGUUAUUGGUUUUGAAAUGGAGGGAGCCGGGGUGUGGGAUAACAUCUCUUGCAUUAUCAUUAAAGGGGUGUGUGACUAUGCAGACAGCCACAAAAGUAAAUACUGGCAAGCUUAUGCGGCGGCAACAGGCGCUUCGGCUGCCAAAACGUUCUUAGAGUAUUGGAGACCGACUCACAGAGAAGGUUAGAAAUAUGUUCUAAUUAAACUUCACUAUGCUAAGCAUGUUUCUUUGCAGAGAGAAAACGUCAUUGGAUGGUCCCAUUCAGCAAAAACCCACAAUUUGUGGGACGGCACGACGAGAUUGUUAAGCUUGAGCAAUGGAUCACACAACAGAAUGGACCCAGCAAGGUCGGUGUCUGCGGAUUAGGUGGAGUUGGGAAGACCCAGAUUGCACUUGAACUGGCAUACCGCAUGCGAAAACGAGACCCUGAGUGCUCGAUAUUCUGGAUUCAAUGUACCA